GCAGCUUUCCAUUGUAAGAAACCAUAAGUAAACUUGGCAAUAUGGCUGGACUCUGUCUUACUAUGCUGUUUAUGAUUGUCACCAGUUCAUAUUCCCUGGAAGUUUCAACUAAAGUGAAUCCAUGCUGCUACUACCCCUGUCAGCACAAGGGUGUUUGUGUGAGGUUUGAAAUGGAGGAAUACCAAUGCGACUGCACCCGGACAGGCUAUUAUGGUACCAACUGCACAAUCCCUGAAUGGUGGACCAAAUUUCGGGAAUUAAUUCGUCCAAGUCCUGCUUUUUAUCACUACAUUUUGACCAGAUUUAAGUGGUUUUGGGAUAUAAUCAAUUCUACCUUCAUACGUGAUUUCAUUGUGAGACUUGUUUUGACAGUGCGUUCAAAUUUGAUACCUAGCCCACCAACAUACAAUUCUGAGUAUGGUUACAUUAGCUGGGAGGCGUAUUCUAACGUAAGCUACUUUACACGGGUUCUUCCUCCUGUGCCACAUGAUUGUCCUACUCCAAUGGGAACAAAAGGAAAAAAGGAACUCCCAGAUGCAACUUUUCUUGUGGAGACAUUUCUGAAAAGAGAAAAAUUCAUCCCUGACCCACAAGGCACAAACCUCCUCUUUGCCUUCUUUGCCCAGCAUUUUACACAUCAGUUUUUCAAGACAUAUGGCAGGAUGGGACGGGGUUUCAUUAAAGGAUUUGGCCAUGGUGUUGAUCUUAGUCAUAUUUAUGGAGACAGUUUGGAACGCCAGCAUAUUCUUCGCCUCUUCAAAGAUGGAAAACUCAAAUAUCAGAUAAUAAAUGGGGAAACAUAUCCUCCAACAGUAGUUGAAGCUCCAGUCCAUAUGAUUUAUCCAGAAAAUGUCCCCAAGGAGAAGCAAUUCGCAGUAGGGCAGGAGGUAUUUGGACUCCUCCCUGGAUUGAUGAUGUAUGCAACCCUUUGGCUCCGCGAACACAAUAGGGUUUGUGAUGUUCUGAAGAAGGAGCACCCUACUUGGGAUGAUGAGCAGCUGUUUCAAACUACAAGACUAAUUCUUAUAGGGGAGACUAUAAAGAUCGUCAUUGAAGACUAUGUUCAGCAUCUAAGUGGAUAUUAUUUGAAACUAAAAUUUGAUCCAGAAUUACUGUUUGGCGUGCAGUUCCAGUACAGGAAUCGGAUUGCUGUUGAGUUCAACCAGUUAUAUCACUGGCAUCCUCUUAUGCCGGAGAAAUUUAAAAUUAUCGAAGAUGAAUUCGGCUAUAGCAGCUUCAUCUACAAUACUUCCAUUAUUUUAGACUAUGGCGUUGAGGCUCUGGUGGAAUCCUUCACAAAACAAAUUGCUGGCAAGAUUGGUGGCGGAAAGAAUCAUCCACCUAGUCUGUUGAAGGUGGCUGCAGGUGUUAUUGAAGAAUCCCGAAACCUCAGACUACAACCUUUCAACGAAUAUCGAAAGAGAUUUGGAUUGAAGGCUUAUAAAUCAUUCAGAGAUUUAACAGGAGAAGAAAAAAUGGCAGCACAAUUGGAAGAGUUUUAUGGAGACAUAGAUGCACUUGAAUUUUACGUGGGGUUACUUUUGGAAAAACCCAAUCCAAAUUCAAUAUUUGGAGAAAGUAUGGUGGAAAUAGGUGCACCGUUCUCUCUUAAAGGACUACUGGGGAACCCAAUUUGCUCUCCAGAAUACUGGAAGCCCAGUACCUUUGGGGGAGAAACUGGGUUUAAUAUUGUAAAGACUGCCUCUAUUCAGAAGCUUGUGUGUCUCAAUGUAAAAACAUGCCCAUUUGUUGCAUUCCAUGUGCCAGAUGUAUUACCUACAUUAAAAAAAUCUGAUGAGCUUUAAUUUUGCUGAAAAGAUGCAUCAAUUAAAAGGUAUUUUUCUUUUAAUGAAAA
This is a messenger RNA of Xenopus laevis (African clawed frog), 1855 nucleotides long. It is a transcript of the gene ptgs1.S, whose product is annotated as prostaglandin-endoperoxide synthase 1 S homeolog. The record is from RefSeq and is marked provisional. Gene Ontology annotation, biological process: response to oxidative stress; prostaglandin biosynthetic process; cellular oxidant detoxification. Gene Ontology annotation, cellular component: endoplasmic reticulum membrane; cytoplasm; neuron projection. Lineage: Eukaryota; Metazoa; Chordata; Amphibia; Anura; Pipidae. Gene Ontology annotation, molecular function: heme binding; peroxidase activity; oxidoreductase activity, acting on single donors with incorporation of molecular oxygen, incorporation of two atoms of oxygen.